UUGUUUUCUUAUUUUUUUUUCAAUGUUUAGAGCUGACUCUUGGAAUCCAGCACAGAUCAAUGAAGUUCUCAAUGUAUUUCAGCACGUACUUAAGCCCAUUAGACCUUCUUCAUUUUUAGAUCCAAACCGCAUCGGGACACUAUAUGGUUAUAAAGUAGAAGAUGACUUAGGUGGCCAAGGGGGUGACGGAGGUAAUGGAGGAGAUGCUGGUGCAGUCGUUGGUGACGGUGGUAAUGGGGGAAUCGGUGGGAACGGUGGUGGAUUCGGCGACGGCGGAGCUGGGGGAGACGGUGGCGACGCAGGAGGAGUCGGUGAAGGCGGUAACGGUGGAGAUGGCGGAACAGGAGGUUCAGUCGCUGGAGUUGGUGGAGAAGGUGGCGAUGGCGGUGACGGUGGUUAUGUGGAAGGUAACGGAGGUGAUGGUGGUGCAGGCGGAGAUGGAGCUGGCGGUGGUGGUGACGGAGGCGAUGGAGGUGAUGCUGGAAGUAACGGAAACGGCGGAAAUGGCGGAGAUGGUGGUAACGCUGGUGGCGCUGCAGGACAAGGUGGUUAUCCAAGUCCAUACGAUUAUUAUUACAACAAUGGCUUACCGAUCAAAGUAAGCUUCUCACCAGUGUGUCCACAAACCCGUGAAUUAGUCCGCCAAGAUUGGGCACUCAAUACCGAAGGAUACUACGUAAAGAUUCUACAAGUCGGCAGUGGUCGAUUGUACGUACCGUCGAUCAAGCAGACAUUCUAUGAGACGACAUGCGACACUGAAUAUUGCGAUGGAGCAAACGGUCUCUGCGUACCGAAAUUUGUCUGGGAACGCGCGCUGGUGGUCACUGGAUGUUCGCAUGACAACAACGGGAACCAGAGGCCCAAUUUGGCCGUCCAGUGGGUGGCCAUCAGGAGCUGUUGUGUCUGCUCCGUUAUCGAUGCUCCUCCAUUCCCAAGGUUCAAAAAAUAAGCUCCAGAUAUGAGCCGAGUUCCUUCUAAUAUUGCUAGGAGUCGUCUUAAUGUGGUUAUUCUUUGGAAAAAUUCACGCUUGCGCUGGUUAAAAAAAAAAAUAAAACACCGCUAAAAUUUAACGAAUCAUAUUUCAUAUUUAUUGCAUUAAACACUUUUAACUCUAUAAAACGUUUUAAAUCAAUCAAUCAAUGAAUCAUCGGUACAUGUAAUAAUCAUAAACAUACCUUACUUAAUGACGUAGUCACAACCGCAAUAAACGAUCAUAUAAUUUCGUGUCUUUAGCAAGGGCAUUUAGUCGCUUAUUUAUUAGUUUUGCUAGAUAUUUUGUUCAAACAAAUAAUCAAAAGUACGCCGCCACUUUUAUGAUAAAAUAAACCAAAACUUAAAACAAUAAUUCUUUCGCUGUUGCACAACUUUAUCUUAGAUGGCCUAGGCUUAUCUUUUUUUUCGACGUUAACCCUUCAGCCAUUUUAGAAACAAUACCUAUGACCCGGAGGUGUAAAUGACUUCCAGAUAAAUUCGCAGUUUAUUUUCAUAAAAAUUUGUGUGUGUAGAUUAAGGUUCUGUAAAUAUUUACAACGUUAUUGUAUCUAUUUGUAAUUUUUAAGGCGAAAUUAAUUAAGUAUUUAUUUAAAUUGUUGUUAAGGCAGAAUCAUUAUAAGGAUGAUGGUAUGAAUAAAUGCUUACUGAUCUUUGA
Messenger RNA from Anneissia japonica, 1648 nucleotides. Its product is annotated as glycine-rich protein 23-like. Bases 23 to 949 code for a protein of 308 amino acids. The transcript has 3 exons. The record is from RefSeq and is a predicted model, not a curated record. NCBI's taxonomy places the organism in Eukaryota, Metazoa, Echinodermata, Crinoidea, Comatulida, Comatulidae.